This is a messenger RNA of Penicillium olsonii, 5247 nucleotides long. NCBI's taxonomy places the organism in Eukaryota, Fungi, Ascomycota, Eurotiomycetes, Eurotiales, Aspergillaceae. The record is from the annotation of a GenBank genome assembly.
AUGGAUGACUCCAUGAUGGACGACUCGGUCUUUGAGGAUGAAGCUAGCGGCUCUGACUUUGCUCCUGAGCCUGCGCCGAAACCCAAGGCCAAGGCAGCCCCUAAAAAGGCGCCCGCAAAGCCUGCUGCAAAGAAGGCUACACAGUCCAAACUAAACAUGAAGCCUGCUGCAAAGAAAAAGGCCCAACCCGGCAGCGAGGACGAAAUGUCUGACAUCCAAAUGUCUGACAAUGAUUCCCUAUCACAGACACCCCCGAAAGCCAAGAAAGCAGCUGCGCCUAAGCGUGCUGGCUCAAAGCCGCUGGGUGAUGUCGAGAAUGAGUCCCACGGGGGAGAUACCCCGACAGAAGACGCAGGCAAGAAUGCCAAUGCCUCGGACAAGUAUCAAAAGCUCACCCAGCUCGAACACAUCAUCAAACGUCCCGAUACGUACAUUGGAUCGACCGAGCGCACCACGCAGCAGAUGUGGGUGUACAAUUCGGCGACUGAAGUCAUGGAGUUCCGCGAUGUCUCCUUUGUUCCCGGUCUGUACAAGAUCUUCGACGAAAUUGUGGUGAACGCUGCGGAUAACAAGCACAAUGACUCGAACAUGAGCGAGAUGCGCAUCACGAUUGACCGCGAAGCCGGUGAGAUCAGUGUGUGGAACAACGGACGUGGUAUUCCCAUCGAAAUUCACUCGAAGGAGAAGAUCUACGUCCCAGAACUCAUUUUCGGUCAUCUUCUCACUUCAUCCAACUACGAUGAUAGCCAACAGAAGGUGACUGGUGGUCGUAACGGUUUCGGUGCCAAGCUUUGUAAUGUGUUCUCAACGGAGUUCACUCUGGAGACCCAAGACUCUCGACAGAAGAAGAAGUAUAAACAAACUUGGACCGAGAACAUGACCAAAAUGGGCAAAGCCAAGAUUACAGAGGGCAAAGGAGACGACUACACCAAGGUUACGUUCAGACCCGACUUUGCCAAGUUCGGAAUGGAGGGCAUUGAUGAUGACUUUGAGGCUCUUGUCAAGCGCCGAGUCUAUGAUUUGGCCGGAACAGCUAACGUUGCUGUGAAAUUGAACGGCACACGUGUUCCCAUUCGCAAUUUCCGGAAGUACAUGGAAAUGUACACGAAGGCGAUCCGCAAGGAGCGUGGCGACGAUGGCCCUCCAGCCAAGGAUGAGAUUAUUACAUGUAGCCCAGAUCCCCGAUGGGAGGUUGGUUUCGCUGUUUCAGAUGGCUCUUUCCAACAAGUCUCAUUUGUCAACUCCAUUGCGACUACCUCGGGUGGAACCCACGUCAACUACAUCGCCGAUCAAAUUUGCAAUCGCUUGUCCGAUCAAGUGAAGAAGAAAAACAAGUCGGGGGCAACAUUGAAGGCGGCACAGAUCAAGAACCACAUCUUCAUCUUUGUCAAGGCUCUGAUUGUGAACCCGGCUUUCACCUCACAAACCAAGGAACAAUUGACCACCAAGGCUAGCCAGUUCGGUAGCAAGUGUGUCCUCGACGAAGACUUCUACAAGAAGGUUCUCAAAACCGAGGUCAUGUCCAACAUCCUGCACUUUGCCGAGCAAAAGGCCGAUCAGAUCUUGAAGAAGGGCGACACUGGCCGCCGUUCACGUAUGAACAACCCCAAGCUAGUUGAUGCCAACAAGGCCGGUACCAGAGAUGGCCACCGCUGUACACUUAUCCUGACCGAGGGUGAAUCAGCCAAGGGACUGGCUAUGGCCGGUAGAGCAGUUGUUGGUCCAGACCUGUUUGGUGUUUUCCCUCUCCGCGGAAAGCUCCUCAACGUACGCGACGCUUCAUUCGACCAGAUUGCAAAGAAUGCCGAGAUUCAAAACAUCAAGAACUUCAUUGGACUGCAGCACAAAAAGGAGUACACGGAAACAAAAGGCCUUCGAUAUGGCCAUCUUAUGAUCAUGACUGAUCAGGAUCACGAUGGCAGUCACAUCAAGGGUCUUCUUAUCAACUUCCUUCAAGCUCAAUUCCCCAGCCUGUUGAAGAUUCCGGAAUUCCUUAUUGAGUUCAUCACCCCCAUCAUGAAGGUCUGGAAAGGUGAUAUCAAAAACCCGACCAAGUCGAAGUCGUUCUUUACCAUGCCCGAGCAUGACGCAUGGCAUGAACUUCACAAGCACGAACGUGGAUGGGAUCACAAGUACUACAAGGGAUUGGGAACAAGCACGACAGAAGACGCGCAGGUUUAUUUCCGUGACCUUGAUCGUCAUCUGAAAGAAUUCCACACCAUGCAAGAUGGAGAAUCCCAGCUUAUUGAAUUGGCCUUCUCCAAAAAGAAGGCGGAUGAGCGAAAAGAAUGGCUGCGUCAAUACAAGCCCGGAACCUACUUGGACCACUCCGUGUCAAAGAUCUCUUACACGGACUUCAUCAACAAGGAGCUGAUCCUGUUCAGUAUGGCGGACAACCAGCGUUCUAUCCCCUCCGUUGUUGAUGGCUUGAAGCCUGGUCAGCGAAAGGUGUUGUACACCUGUUUCCGCCGUAACCUCAGGAAGGAUAUGAAGGUCGUUGAGCUGGCUGGUCACGUUUCUGGACUGACAGCUUACCACCACGGUGACGUCUCUCUUCAGCAGACUAUCGUUGGUCUUGCACAAACUUUCGUUGGUUCCAACAAUGUGAACUGCCUGGAACCCAGUGGAAACUUUGGUAGUCGACUCCAAGGUGGUAACGACUGUGCCAGCGCUCGUUACAUUUACACUCGUUUGUCUCCAUUCGCGCGCAAGAUCUUUAGCACGGCAGAUGAGCCAUUGCUUUCCUAUGGUAUGGACGAUGGAAAGCAAAUCGAGCCCGAAAUUUACAUGCCGGUUGUUCCCCUGAUUCUAAUCAACGGCGCUGACGGCAUCGGAACCGGUUGGAGCUCUUCCAUUCCUAAUUACAACCCUCAUGACAUCGUGGCAAAUCUGAAGCGCCUCAUGAAGGGCGAGCCCACGGAGCCCAUGCAGCCCUGGUUCCGUGGAUUCACUGGUGAGGUUGUCGCCAUGGGCGGCGAUCGGUUCAAAUUCAGCGGUAUCAUCCGGGAGUCUGGUGACAAGGAGGUCGAGAUCACCGAGCUGCCAAUCCGCACCUGGACCCAGGACUUCAAGGAUAAGCUGGAGGAUAUCAUCAAGGCCGAGAAGGUGCCGUCAUUUAUCAAAGAUUACAAGGACUACAACAACCACACCAAGGUCCACUUUGUCAUCCAGCUUGACGAAAAGCAUAUGAAGACCGCCUUGAGUGAAGGAUUGGAGGAGAAGUUCAAGCUGAGCAAGUCCAUUGCCACCAGUAAUCUGGUUGCAUUCGACCCCGAGGGUCGCAUCACCAAGUAUAACGGCGUCGAUGAUAUCCUCAAGGAAUUCUUCGCGAUUCGCCUCAAGUACUAUGAAAAGCGCAAACAGUUCCAGCUGUCCGAUCUGCACAGGGAGCUUGAAAAGCUUAGCAAUCAGGCUCGCUUCGUGCAAAUGAUCAUCGAUGGAAAGUUGGUCAUUUCCAAGAAGAAGAAGCCUGUUCUCGUCGUCGAGCUCAAGGACAAGGGCUUCAAGCCCAUCGUUAAGGUGGCCCAGGCUGCCAAGAUGGGUGAAGACGAGCCUGUAGUUGAAGAAGGCGAAGAGGAGUCCGAGGAUACUGACACCGAAAACCUAUCCAACGCCUUCGACUAUCUCCUUGGCAUGCCCAUGUGGUCUUUGACUCAAGAGCGCGUGGAGAAGCUCCGCCGCCAGAUCGGCGACAAGGAAACGGAGAUUGACGUCCUGAUCAAGCUUUCUAAGGAGGAAAUUUGGAACCAUGAUCUUGACGAGUUCAUCAAGGAGUGGGAAUUCCAGCUCGAGGAUGAAGAGCGUCGUGCGCGCAAGGCGGCUGGUUUGGACCGUUCCCGUCGCGACUCCCGCAAGCUACCAACCGGCGGUAAUCGCGCUGCGGCUCCACGCAAACGCAAGGUUGCCAACGGUGAUGAUCCAGACGACGAAGAUUUCGGUGCCCCCAAGGCCAAGAAAGCCGCUGCGGCCAAGAAAAAAGAGCCCCAGACCAACAGCUUGAUGACUUUCCUCAACAAAUCAUCGUCCAACCCAACCCCAUCUCCUGCCCCAGGUCGGAGUGGUGACUCAGAUGAUGAUUUCGACAUGGACAUGGAAGUCCUUCCGAAGAAGAGCCGUGCUGCAGCGAAGCCCAAGGCUCAACCUAAGGAUGAGGGCGAUUCUUUCAACAUUGACGAAGUCCCUCAAGCAUCUAGAUCACCGGCUCAAAGCGCCGAUCCAUUUAACAUGGACUCCGAUAUGGACGUGGAUGAACCCCCUAAGCCCAAGCCCGCCGCAAAGCCCGCCGCGAAACCAGCUGCGAAACCAGCUGCGAAACGGGGACCAAAGGCAAAGGUCAAGGUAGAUGAAGAUUCUGAUGACGAUUUCUUGGAUAUCGCCAAGGAGGCUAAGCCUGCAUCAUCCCGUGCUCGACAGCCAGUCAAAUAUUCCGUGCCAAGCGAUUCGGAGAGCGACAACGGUGAUGAUCUUCUUGGGGAUGUCAGUCAAAUGGUCAAGGGCAUUGGUGGUGACUCGGCAGCAGAGUCUCGUCAACUCUUCUCGGAGCGGCCUCGAUCCGAAAGCGCAGCUAGCUUGAAGCCAGCCAUCAGGUCACCAUCCAAGGUCAACGAUGAGUUCGAUCCGGACGAGACUGAUUACAGCAAGCUUAUCCCUCAAAACUCUCCACGGCGCUCUAUUCAAGUCAAGCCUAAAGAUGCGAAGGUUGACAAUGAAGCAGAUGAGGACGAGGACGAAGACGAUGAGCCAGUGAAGCCAACUGCUAGAGGCAAAGCCGCCGCUAAGCCCAAGGCUGCUCCCAAGCCCAAGGCGGCACCUAAAGCCGCGCCGAAGUCCAAGGCUGCACCCAAGGCUACUCCCGACAUUUUCGACAUCGAUGACGACGAUGAAGAAGAGGCGGUGGCACCAAAAUCCAGAGCCAAGGCUGCUCCUAAGGCUGCAGCAGCACCCAAGGCCCGCGGUCGACCCAAGAAGGAGCCAGCAGCUAAGCCCGCACCCAAGCAGACCAAGCCAAAGAAGAUGGCCGAUGAUUACUCGGAAGAUGACAUUGACGCCAUGGCUAACGACAUCCUGGACUCACCGGCAGGCAAGGCCAAUGUCUCGGACGACGAGCCCGUUGUUGCGCCUCGUCGUGCCGCAGCAGCUCGUCCAGCUCGUCGCGGCGCCGCGGCACAGAAAUCUUAUGUCAUUGAGGAUGACAGUGAAGAAGAGCCAUCGGCCGAUGAUUUCGACGAUGAAGACGAGAGUGACUGA